Tachysurus fulvidraco (yellow catfish) is the source of this 1542-nucleotide messenger RNA. Its product is annotated as CD166 antigen homolog A-like. Bases 185 to 1441 code for a protein of 418 amino acids. Lineage: Eukaryota; Metazoa; Chordata; Actinopteri; Siluriformes; Bagridae. The transcript is spliced from 11 exons. Gene Ontology annotation, cellular component: plasma membrane. Gene Ontology annotation, biological process: cell adhesion. The record is from RefSeq and is a predicted model, not a curated record.
UUUUGAGUGGCGCGCGCUCCGGACUGCAGAGGGUUGAACAAGAAGCGCACGCGGUACCAGUUUGAAUUGGGAGCUCGUUGUGUAUCACGCUGUUCGAGUCGAGUACACACGCUUCAGGACUUAUUUCAGAAAGUUGAGUUGUUUUUUUUUGUUCAAGGGGAACAGCACUGAUUGUUUUUCAAGAAUGCAUGCGACUGUCUUUUCUGUGUGGGUCCUCUUCAUAUCCCUACUGGACCAAGUGAGUGCAAACGUAGCCGUGGUGGGCAAAUAUGGUGAAACUGUUGAGCUGCCUUGCAACAAAGGAGACAUCAAAGUAGAGGACAUCCUGAUAGCUAAAUGGAGAUAUGACAAUGCGGGCGGCAUCGACGUUCAUCUUCUGACAAAAUCAAAUACACAGAAUGCCUCGUUUGCCCCAGUUGCGGAGUACCAGGGCAGACUCGUCCUCACACAGGACCUCAACCUAAAAAUUUCCCAGGCCAAAAUGGCUGAUCAGAGGACAUUUACCUGUAUGGUGGUGACAGGAGUGGAUAUAUAUGAGCAUCCAGUUGAUGUGACAAUCGAGAAGGCUCCGUCUCCACCCACAAUCACAAAUCAAGCCAAAGUGUUAGCGCUUGGCAAUCUAACAACGCUGGCAGAAUGUACUACUAAAGAUGCUAGUCCAGCAGCUCACAUUGUCUGGCUGAAGAACAAUGUUAUACUGGUAGAAACUGACAAAGUGAUCGCCAUCACAGAGGAUGCACAGAAAGACAAAGUCACUGGCCUCUGGACUACAUCCUCCAAGCUGCAAUAUUCAGCUACGAAGGCAGAUAUGAAUUCCAAGUUCACUUGUGCCAUCAAGCAUAAGAGCCUCGCUUCGGACCUCGUGUCUGCUCCUAUGACCUUCGUCAUUCCCUACCCUGGUGAAAAGGUCACCCUCCAGGUUGUGGCUGCACUCCCGAUAAAGGAGGGAGACAACGUGACCCUGAAAUGUGCAGCUGAUGGGAACCCCCCACCGACCAAGUACAACUUUUAUAUCAAGGGAAAGAAGGUGACCACUGACAACUCGGACAAUUACACCUUCCCGAAAGUCACCCGGGCCGACAGUGGAGAAUAUAAGUGCUCCCUGGUGGACGACGAAGCAAAGGCAGGCUCUGCCAGUUUUACCGUAGUGUACUUGGACAUCACCAACGUCACCAAAGGAAAGAUUGUUAAACUUUUGUCUGAGAGCUUUGAGGCAACAUUAGAUGUAGACCCCUAUAAAGGUACACAAGUGUCAUGGACAAAGGACAACGUAAAACUGAGCGGUAAGCCCAAGUUUGACAAGCUGAAGUACUCAGACUCUGGAGUGUACGAGUGUGUGGUUUCCUUGGAAGGAAUUGUCAAAAAAGCAUCAUUUGAGCUGAGUGUCCGAGAGCUCUUACAGGACUCCGCUGAGAGAUACUGCUAUUCCGACCAUUUUUGACCUAACCGGCCACCUCAGUAACCCACACAGCAGACAUCGAAAACGGAUUAAAAUUUUGGUACACUGUUCUUUUCAACUAUUAAAGUUUUAAUGAAGCUUAA